This is a messenger RNA of Neurospora tetrasperma FGSC 2508, 1242 nucleotides long. RefSeq lists its product as uncharacterized. The record is from RefSeq and is a predicted model, not a curated record. The coding region runs from base 128 to 1129 and encodes 333 amino acids. The transcript has 2 exons. NCBI's taxonomy places the organism in Eukaryota, Fungi, Ascomycota, Sordariomycetes, Sordariales, Sordariaceae.
CUCCAACCUCCAAAUCAUCUCAGGAUUCCCUCACCAGAUACCAACACACUAACAAUCACUACCACUUACACCACCACCAACCACCUACCGACAAGAAACAAAACCACAACAAACACCACAAGGCAACAUGCAGUCCAUCCUCCAAAAAGCCACCGGCAUUGGCCCCAAGCCUGUCCAGCCCACCGACCUCAACGGCCGCGUAGCCGUCGUGACUGGCGGCGCCUUCGGCAUCGGCUUUGAAGUUUCUCGCGCCCUCGCCAAUGCCGGCUGCCGUGUUAUCAUGGUGAACCGCAAGGAAGAGCAAGGCGAUGAUGCCAAAGCAACCAUCACCGCCGAGACCCCCGGCGCAGUCGUUGAAUGGCGCGAAUGCGACAUGGGCAACCUCUCACAGGUUCGCUCCGUCUUCUCGGAACUGCGCGAGCAGCUCGACCGGCUCGAUUUCCUGGUUCUGUCGGCGGGCAUCAACACGAACCAGUACGGACUGGACGCGGACGGGAUCGAUCGGCACUUUGGUGUGAACUACUUGGGGCAAUAUUAUGUGGUCAAUCAGCUGUACCCGGUGCUGAAGAAGACGAGCAAGUUGCCGAAUACUCCCGCGCCGAGGGUGGUGUUUGAGGCGAGCGAGAUGCAUCGGGCGGCGCCGAGCGCGGUGCAUUUUGCUAGUCUCGAUGAGAUCAAUAACCCGGAAUUGGGACCGACGGAGUUGUACGGGAGGACCAAGCUGGCGAUGAUUCUGUUUGCCAAGUACGGGCUGGCGGAGAAGGUGAUUAAGAAGAACGGGGACAACAUCUAUGCGGCUUCGGUGCAUCCUGGUGCAGUCAACACCGCCAUGCAACAACAAUGGAAGGACGCCUACCCCGGCAUCACCGGCAAACUUCUCACAUGGGCCACACUGGCCUCUGGCCGUGAUGUGAAGCAGGGGUCUUAUAGUGCCUUGUGGGCGCUUACUGACCCCAAGAUCGAGGAACAGAACUUGAACGGAUGGUACUUCAGUGACCCUGACCAGCCUGGCAAGGAGACUUCCCAAGCUUCCGACCCCGUUCUGGGUCAGGCUCUCUGGGAUCUGAGCGAGCGCAUUAUAAAGGAUAAGCUUGGCGAGGAUGCUUUGGUCGACUGGUACUCUGCUUAGAGUACACGUCAAAGGGGAGGAUGAAGAGUGAUCACUUUCUUGUAACGACGACAUGACUUAGAGAUUACCUGCCUUAACUCGAUAGCAAGCAAACAAGCAUUUGAGUUUACAAC